AUGUCUCCUUCCAACACUAUGACGAGCUUUGGAGGGUCGAGCGGCAGUGGUGGCGGAGGAGGAGGAGGAGGAGGAGGAGGUGGUGGUGGUGGUGGUGGAACGUCGAACUCUUCUUCUUUGCUCUUUUUCGUUGCCCUCGGCUUUGGCGUUGUUUUCACCAACCUUUGGAUCAUUGUCGGUGUCAAGUACUGCUUCAGGUACAGUGCACGAAAUCGCCAGCUGCGUGCUGAGGAUGGCGAGCCCAUUAACAUGGAGAAUGUUCCUCAUCCUCGUCGGCGCCGGCGGGAAAAGAAGUUAAUGCCAAUCGACGAGGUCAACGAAAAGUUCCCCAUGCAGAAGUACAAAACCUGGGUUGCCAGUCGCGCACGCCAGGGUUUGUCCACCAACGGUGGCGUAUCAGCUCCUUCAAGUCGGCCUGGAAGUGUACGAGAUGCGGAUGGUGUCGCGGCUGAGUUGCCAUCUAAGGAGCGUAUGUCGACUGACGACCGUCCGACGACGAGUGCGACAUCAACAGCAAUUAGGGCCGGAGCCGAGACUGCGAACAUGCGUGAAACGCCCGACACACCUACCUCACCCAAACCUGAAUCGAAGGCUGAGGCCGGGGAUGUAGAGCAACCGGAAGUCAGGAGUCCGCAGCUCGCACCGAAAGAGAGCACCUCAAGUUCUGUGGCUGCCGCUGCUUCUCGGGUCUCUGUAGACGCCGUUAAUGAGCCCCAGGGCACGCCGACGCAGAAUGCUACUCAGGCCUCUCAAGACGAAGAGGACGAAGAGGACCACAUUCAUGCUGCCCUUCCUCCCGAGUGCGUCGGCACCUCCGGUGAUACUUGUGCUAUCUGCAUCGAUACCUUGGAGGAUGACGACGAUGUUCGCGGUCUAACAUGUGGCCAUGCUUUCCAUGCUGCUUGCAUUGAUCCGUGGUUGACAACCAGACGAGCGUGCUGUCCCCUAUGCAAAGCCGACUAUUAUACACCAAAGCCUCGUCCACCGGCAGCGGAUGGUACUGAUGGUGCGAUUCCUAUUAUCACUGUUACAUUGCAGCCCGAGCUGCACAACAGUCGUAGACACGAACCUUCUAGACCAGAGCGUUCCUACCUGCGAUUUGCGCCAUUUGCCCCGUCAACAAGAGCCAGCCGACGAGACUCUAGAGAACAACAGUCACAGGGCAGUGAUCGAUGGCGAGAUCAUAUUGAUGUCUCUCUUCUCUUCGGUCGGUCAAGGAGAAGCCAUAGCAACCAGAACAACAACAGAAGUAGGCAAUCUGGACAGUCCUCUUCUGGAGCUGCUGAACUCCGUCAAGGAGAACUUCAGCAAAGGGCAGGUGGUAUCUUUGCUGGUCUCCGAGCCACGCUUGGCGGACUUACGGGAGGUCGGGCUCAGAGCCAUGGUCCCCAAUCCGCCCCUACUGCCUCAGGCACGAACCCCACGACACCUACUCCUUCACAGUUGGAGGCUGGCCUUGGGUCGGCUCAUCAUUGA
Molecule: messenger RNA, 1476 nt
Organism: Thermochaetoides thermophila DSM 1495
Lineage: Eukaryota; Fungi; Ascomycota; Sordariomycetes; Sordariales; Chaetomiaceae
Exons: 2
Coding region: 1-1476 (491 amino acids)
Biological process (GO): ubiquitin-dependent protein catabolic process
Cellular component (GO): cytoplasm
Molecular function (GO): ubiquitin protein ligase activity
Source: RefSeq, a predicted model, not a curated record